UUAGAAACAAAUAUACAGAAGAUGAAGGAGAAGUGUGGCUUCACAGUAAACCAUUUAAAUUUUCAUACCUUCUGCACAGUUUGUGAAAAUGUUUUUCAGAACAAAGCUGAUCAAUGUCAAACCCCAGGCUGUAAUGGAAAAAAAAGUGCUAGUAGAAGUAACAAUUACUUUGUGACAGGAAAUACUUGCAAGCAGUUAGAAGAUAUACUAACAAGAUCAGGGAUGUGGCAGUCAAUUCAAGAAAGAGCUAAUACAACACCUUCAGCAGAUGUCUUAACAGAUAUUGUAGAUGGAAGCGAGUACAGGAAACUGAAACAGGAAGGCCAGUUUCUUAGUGACAAUAACAACAUAUCACUUUCCUUUUUCACUGACGGUAUUCCAUUAUUCAAAAGCUCUGGGGUUUCUUUAUGGCCUGUCUAUCUUUUAAUUAAUGAAAUACCAAGAAAGCAAAGAUUCCUGAAGAAAAACAUGGUACUUUGGGGGAUUUGGCAAGGAUCAGGAAAACCAAACAUGACUGUUUUUCUAAAAUCUCUUGUAUUAGAUCUACAAAAGCUCUACUAUGAAGGACUUACAUUUCAAAUUGAAGGCAGACCCAUAUGCAGCAAGGUCAUCUUAUUAGUUGGAACUAUGGAUUUGCCUGCACGAGCUGGAGUUCUUAAUAUGACUCAAUACAAUGGUGAAUAUUCUUGUAUCUUUUGCCUACAUCCUGGAGUUGUAGUAAGAUCAGGAAAGGGGCAUUGCCGCAGUUUUCCAUUUAGAGAUGAACCAAUGAGAACCACAAUGGAAACCAAAAGAAACGCUGAGCAAGCACUAAAUAGCAGAAAAAGGGUAAAGGGCAUGAUGGGUAUCAGUGUGUUAAAUUACUUGCCUUAUUUCUCAAUCUGCGAAUAUAUAGUGAUUGAUUACAUGCAUGGAGUCCUGUUAGGAAUCUGUAAGAAAUUGUUGGGUAUGUGGUUUAAUGCAUCAUCAUCAGGAAAACCUUAUUUUAUUGGAAGCAAGAUCAGAGAGGUUGAUAAACUAUUGAAAAGCAUAAAACCACCAUACCUUAUCAAUCGACUCCCAAGAAAGUUGUCCAAUACACUACAUCAUUGGAAGGCAUCAGAGUUGAGAUCAUGGCUCCUGUUUUAUUCUCUCCCGUGUUUGAGAGACAUUCUCCCUGAUGUGUAUCUAAAGCAUUUUAGUUUACUAGUUGAAGCUACUUACUUACUUUUGGGAGAAGGAAUUUCAUCUGAAGAUCUACAAAGAGCUGAUAUUCUUUUAACUAUGUUUGUGAAAUCAGCAGAAGGCCUUUAUGGUAAGGCAUUUAUGGGACUUAAUGUGCACAAUCUCCUUCAUCUUGUUGGAUGUGUGAAGAAAUGGGGUCCAUUGUGGGCAUGGUCCUGUUUCUGUUUUGAAUCGUUCAACGGAGAAAUAAAAAAAGGCAUUCAUGGCACAGGCAACGUUUGUAGAGGAAUUUUCUGGUCUAUUCAUGCAGAGAAGUACAUUCAUAGUAUGGUGGGUCAUGAUGAUGCAUCUAGUAAAACAAACACUAAAGAAUUUCUUAAGCAUCUUUUCUCUGGACACUUAAUUUCUGAAAAAUCAAGUAUUCAAGCGAGUCAGUGCAAUGUGCUUCAUGCAAAAACAAUAGAUACACAGUUGCCUCAUUUUGAAGACAUUUGUAACCACCUUGCUGACAUUACUGGAGACAAAUCAAUUGAUGAUUAUAUGAAGGCACCUAAAGUCAUAAGGAAUGGUUAUGUCAUGUACAGCAAACUUUGUAUAAAAGUGAAGAAAAGAAAUUCUUUUUGCAUUAGGAUUUCUGAAGCAAAUACAUUCAAAUACAUGGAAGUUGAGUACUAUCUUCUCCACCCUGCAUCCAGCCGUGUGUUUGCUGUUGGAAAUUACUUAACUGUAGUUGGCAGUGUUCUUGAUAAUAGAGUUCCACAUAUCAUGCAGGUUAAAUUGGAAGGGAUUGGAUGUAUUGUGAAAAAGGUGGAAACACUUCAGGAUGUUAUGGUCAAAACAACAAUAGGCAAAAAGGACUACAUAUCAAUUAUGCCGAAUACUAUAGAAAGAAAUUAAAGUUUUGCAGAUCUCAACUUGAUGCCCUUGUACCAUGGCGUAUAAACUACACUUUGUUAUAUGACAUUCAUCAUGUUUAUGCUUUAUCCAUUUAUGAGUGAAUUGGAUUAUAAUAUCAUGAGUUACUUACUUCAUGUGCUAGAAUAAUUUGUUCAAUUUAUUAAUACUGUUUUUCUUCUGAAGUACUAUAUUUAGAACAUUUUGAAUAGAGUUAUGGAUACAAAUUGAGCAUAAACAUGCACUUAUCAUUAAAAUGCAAACAUGUAUUCAAAAUCUAUG
Molecule: messenger RNA, 2340 nt
Organism: Mytilus trossulus (common blue mussel)
Lineage: Eukaryota; Metazoa; Mollusca; Bivalvia; Mytilida; Mytilidae
Exons: 2
Coding region: 22-2061 (679 amino acids)
Source: RefSeq, a predicted model, not a curated record